Porites lobata is the source of this 1419-nucleotide messenger RNA. NCBI's taxonomy places the organism in Eukaryota, Metazoa, Cnidaria, Anthozoa, Scleractinia, Poritidae. The record is from the annotation of a GenBank genome assembly.
AUGUUAAGUUUUUUUCGCUGGUUGUGCUUUUUGCACGCAAUACAAUCAGUCUCAAGCAGCAGGCCGUUUCGUCUGGGUCAAUGGCUUCCUGCCGACUGGAACGUCACUGACGAAUGGUUGGCCAACGUGAUCCACGAGUGUCAAUGUAAAUACAAAGAUAAGUUAGAAAUGCUGUUAACUCUUCAUCCACCAGCUGAAGACGACGAAACAGCUCUGUGUGUACUUCGAUCUACAGAUACUAAAAUUACAGAUAAACACCUCCGUCUCCAUAAACCGGUCGAAGAUUUGAAGAAUGCUAUUCUCACCGACCACGAGAUCUACAUGUUCUUUCAUCAAAUGUUCUGGCAACAGUAUCAACUCCCAAACUCUUCAGAAGGAAUAAAAAUUCCGUCCUGGCAAUUGAUGAUAAUAAUAAUCGACCACAUCAUGACAACAGCUCCAAUGUUUAACAAAACUGCAUUGGUUGGCUUUCCAAUCAAUGCUAUCUUGAACUGGCCGAUGGCUACCACCGCUGGAUUUGCUGCCUUCCUGAACGACAAAGUCAACAGGUUGUUCAAGAACAUUCUCAAUUAUUGGGGAGAGUUCCUGUCAACUCCGGAGUCUUGCUAUGUCUUGACUGACCAUCCUCGACAUGGUUGGUUUGGUGAGGAUGCAAUGGAAGCAAUGCCAAACUUUGUUGAGGAGUUUAAAUGCGAUCCAGAUGCCCCUCAUUAUGGUUUCAAGUCAUGGGAUGAUUUUUUCACUAGAGGGUUUCGUCCUGGAGUUCGUCCAGUAGAAUUUCCAGACGAUGAUUACAUUGUUGCAAACGCCUGUGAGUCGGCCCCUUACCAGAUAGCUACAUGUGUCAAAACGAGGGACUUCUUUUGGAUUAAGAGACAGCGGUACUCUUUGCAUUUUAUGCUGAACAAGAGUGACCUGGCCAAGAAAUUUCAUGGUGGAACCGUCUACCAAGGGUUUCUUAGCGCCACCAGCUAUCACCGGUGGCACAGUCCAGUGUCGGGUACAAUCUACAAAACAGAACUUGUUGAUGGUUCUUAUUACUCGCAGACCCAUAACAUUCAGGACGACCCCGCUUCACCCAACAUGUCUCAAGGAUACCUGGCCCAGGUAGCUGCCCGAGGGAUAAUCUACAUUUUGGCUGAUAAUCCUGAUGUUGGAUUGAUGUGUUUCGUAGCAAUCGGUAUGUCAGAAGUCUCUUCAAACGAAAUCACUGUUAAAGAGGGGGAAAAAGUCAAGAAGGGCGACCAGCUCGGAAUGUUCCACUAUGGUGGUUCCACGCACUGUCUAAUAUUUCGACCCGAAGUUAAAAUCGAGUUUGAUACUCGUGGUCAAACACCAGGUCUGGAUACCGACAAUAUUCCAGUUAGAGCUAAAAUUGCGACCAUUUAUCCAGCACAAGACAAGAACAAAAGAUUCUAA